CAAAACAAAACAUUCGAGUUGGCAAUUUCCAGAGAACGUUUACAAUAUGAUGGAGUCUACUGCUAAUGGCGAUGAAAAUAUCGCUCCUGUUGAGGAUGAAAGCCCUUUUGGGGACGGAGAAAAGGUUUUGGAAGCUGUUGAUAUGCAAACGGAUGAAGAUGCGGCCGCUGAGGAAGCAAGGAAGGAAGAAAUCCGCAAGCAAAUGGCUAAGUUAGAAGAGGAGAUGACGAGUCUACGCAAUGCCCUGGAGAGAAAAGAAAAGCAGUAUGCUGAUUUAAAAAAAGAACUUGGUAUAACAAGAUGGAGUCAGCUACGUGAGGGAAUUGGGACGCAGAUCAACUACAUACAAAAUAGUGAAGUUAUGAAGAAAACAUCUGAGACGAUCAAAGGCUGGAACGAUAAAAUUGUUCAAUCCGGAGCGUACAACAAGACGUGUAAAACUCUUUCUGGAGCAAGCGAAGCGACGACCAACGCUUUAAAGAGUGCUGGUGCUGUGACGGCUAAAAAGAUUGGAGAAUUACGGGACUCAGACACCUUUAAGUCAAUUGAAAACAAAGUUUCGUCAGCAACGAGUUCGAUAAAGGGGAAAGUGGUCGGCCAGAAACCGUAUGAACCUGGGGAAGAAGGCAUCGAUGAAGUCGAUCCAAACAUGGAACACGAACCAGUGGCCAGCAGCUAAAAAAUUAACUGUGUUUUUUCAAAGAAUAUUUUAACGCAAAUAUCUUCGAGCCAGGAUUUGCUGCUUCGUAGGGGGAAGGUUAUCAUUAAGGACGGUAUAUCUUUGCAUUACGGUUGAACCGCGUUCAACAAAGCUAGUGUUUAUUCGGUAUUUGCAACCGAACCGUCUGAUAUAGGCAAAUUUAGCUUUAUUUUUCAUACGCAAUGUUUUAGAAUGUAUAGAUCGCAGUCGGAUUUGUUUUUGUAAGAGUGGUUUAAACUAUCAAAGCUGCUGUGAUCCCAUUGAUUUGGAGUUUUACAUGCAUAACUCCAAAGUUCUGAAGAAUUUGGAAGAUAUUUUAGUUUUAAAAACUCGGAUUAGCACUGUCCCUUCAUCAUUUGCGAGAUUUUCAAAUCUACUAAAAGGAAUAGAAAUGAACUUUGAUAGUUUAAGCCAGCUUUUAAGCUACACACAGCGGACUAGACAAGCAACUUUUCUCGACAACUUUAUUGUGGUUUUUCAAGAAAAGAUUGCUCGUAGUUGGUUUUGAAGAAAAGAUAGGUUUUUGUUACUGAAGCCAUGCUUACAAACGGGGUGCGUUUUAGUUGUAGCAAAAAUUAAGAAUGGUUGAAACACUUCUUGAUUUACAAACCGUGAAUACGGUGAAAAUCGAUUUGUCGUAACUCAGAUAAUCAAAAUUUGUGGCUAACAAUGACUAAAUAAUAACUCAAUAAUUAUCUGGUCUGGGGAGACUAUUUAUAUGAAUAAAUCAUAAACAUAUUCUCAAGCAUAUC
Dendronephthya gigantea is the source of this 1452-nucleotide messenger RNA. Its product is annotated as tumor protein D54-like. Bases 47 to 679 code for a protein of 210 amino acids. Lineage: Eukaryota; Metazoa; Cnidaria; Anthozoa; Malacalcyonacea; Nephtheidae. The transcript is spliced from 6 exons. The record is from RefSeq and is a predicted model, not a curated record. Gene Ontology annotation, cellular component: cytoplasm.